AUGUGUUGUACAGUGGAUGUGCUUAAUGUUGAGAAGACAGUCUUGGCUCUACAGCCACCGAAUGCUCAAUCAUUAAUGGUUCCACAGGAGAAAAAAAUGGCUCUCUGUGAGAUCUGUGGUUCAUUUCUUGUAGCCAAUGAUGCUUUAGAGAGGAUUCAAUCUCAUGUUACGGGGAAGCAGCAUAUUGGUUAUGGCAUGGUUCGGGAUUUUAUUGCUGAGUAUAAGGCGGCUAAGGAGAAAGCAAGGGAAGAAGAAAAGUCAGCUAGGGAGAAAGAAGCAGAAGAACGGAGGAAACAGCAGGAGAAGGAAAAUGAGAGUAGAGGGAGAAGUGGUUCAAGUGACAGGGAUAGGUAUUGUGAUCGUGACAGAUAUCGAGAACGUGACUUGGAUCGUGAAAGGUCAAGAGAGUCGAAUGGUAGAGGUGCUCGGGAUGGUGGAAGAGGGGUGGAUUGGAGGUCCAGGAAUGGAAGAGAUGGUGCCAGGGAUAGGUACCGUAAUCGAAGCCGGUCACGUUCCCCUGUUAGACAUUCCCACAGAAGGUCACCAAGGAGUCCAGUUCGCCCGUAUUUAACGAGUUGUGUAGAUAGAUGUCUGAGCUUUCAAAUUUAUUGAGGUAGAUUUUCAUAUCUCUAAGGUUUAUGAUGAACAUGUGCAUUUAGAGUUUUAAACUAAAUUGUCAUCAUGGGUGAAACGUUUC
This is a messenger RNA of Argentina anserina (silverweed cinquefoil), 697 nucleotides long. RefSeq lists its product as uncharacterized. Gene Ontology annotation, molecular function: mRNA binding. NCBI's taxonomy places the organism in Eukaryota, Viridiplantae, Streptophyta, Magnoliopsida, Rosales, Rosaceae. Gene Ontology annotation, cellular component: U2-type prespliceosome; U1 snRNP. The record is from RefSeq and is a predicted model, not a curated record. Bases 1 to 612 code for a protein of 203 amino acids. Gene Ontology annotation, biological process: mRNA splice site recognition. The transcript is spliced from 3 exons.